AAUUGUUCUCACGUAGACGCCGUCUCCGCCGUGGAUGGGCCAGUCACAUUCAUUUACCGCCGGAGUUGCUAAUCUCCGCCGAGACAACGUCGUCAAUCACAGUUGCAGAUCCAUGGAGGCCAAAGAUCCCAAGGAACUUCGUGUGCUUUUAACGGAAACAAAGGUUGAUGAUGAUGAACAAGAAUGGGGUUCCGGAGAUAUAUUGAUUCUUCCAGACGCAUGUCUUGCUUGCAUUUUUCAGUUCCUUGGAUCCGGCGACCGAAAACAAUGUUCACUCGUUUGCCGGCGGUGGCUUGAGAUCGAGGGCCAGAGUCGUCACCGUCUCUCCCUCAACGCCCAAUCGGAACUACUUUCCGUCGUUCCGUCUCUCUUCUCUCGAUUUGACUCCGUAACGAAACUCUCCCUCAAAUGUGAUCGUAGAUCCGUGAGUAUCGGCGACGAUGGACUCAUUUUAAUUUCUCUGCGUUGCCAAAAUCUUACGCGCCUUAAGCUCCGAUCUUGCCGACAAUUGACGGAUUUAGGCAUGGCUAGUUUUGCAAAGAACUGCAAGGGUUUGAAGAGGCUUUCGUGUGGAUCUUGCACUUUUGGUGCUAAAGGAAUGAACGCUCUGGUCGACAAUUGCUCGUCUCUAGAAGAAUUAUCGGUGAAGCGCUUACGUGGCAUCAGUACUGGAGCGGCAGCGGAGCCUAUCGGACCUGGUUUAGCUGCAUUAUCUCUUAAGUUCAUCUGCUUGAAGGAUCUUUACAAUGCACAGUGUUUUGGACCGCUAAUAAUGGGCUCGAAGAAUCUAACAACAGUAAAGUUAUUUAGGUGUUCUGGGGACUGGGAUAGACUAUUGGAGCUUGUUACUGAUCAUGUAGAGGGAUUGACAGAGGUUCAUCUGGAAAGGCUACAGGUGAGUGAUGCCGGCUUGGCAGCCCUUUCUCGUUGUCAAAAUCUGGAAAUACUGCACAUCUUGAAAACUCCCGAUUGUUCCAAUUCAGGGUUAAUUUCUGUUGCUGAGAACUGUAAGCUUUUGAGGAAGCUUCACAUUGACGGGUGGAAAACGAAUAGGAUAAAUGAUGAAGGGUUGAUUGGUGUGUCCAAAUACUGCCCUAACCUUCAGGAGCUGGUGCUUAUUGGUGUUAAUUCUACUCGUGUCAGUCUAGAGCUACUGGCUACAAAUUGCCAGAAGUUAGAGCGAUUAGCACUAUGUGGAAGCGAAACUGUUGGAGAUGCUGAAAUUUCCUGCAUUGCUGAGAAAUGCACAGCUUUGAAGAAGCUGUGCAUCAAGAGUUGCCCUGUAUCUGAUCAUGGAAUGGAAGCACUCGCAGGUGGGUGUCCAAAUUUGGUAAAGGUUAAGGUGAAGAAAUGUCGUGGAGUGACUGGUGAUGGUGCUGGUUGGUUGAGGGCUAGUAGGGGGUCAUUGGCUGUCAAUUUGGACACUACAGAGGUCGAGAGUCAGGAUGCAGCUAGUGAUGGUGUGGUUGAGAACCCUUCUGUAGGUAGUCAAGUUGGAGGUGAUAGCAAUGUUGCUUCUAGCAGUACUAGUAGAUCAACAUCAUUUAAGGCUAGAUUAGGCCUUAUUGCUGGUAGAAAUUUAGUGUCUUGCACCUUCAGGAAGUGUUCAAGUUUCACCCGGAAUCGAUGAGCAAGGAAUGGUUUACAGUUGAUGAUGUUAAUGAGGUGAAAAGAGUAGGAAAAAUUGCUGGGUCACUAUACAGUCCUGUUUAACUUUUUUUUAAUGUAUGCUUCUUUCAUGUUCUAAAGUCGGUCUGCAUUGAUGGCAAUUUAUAUGAAAUUUGUUCUUUCUUCUCUUCUCAUCAUGCAAACAAAUGUUCUCUUUAUA
Messenger RNA from Cynara cardunculus var. scolymus (artichoke), 1828 nucleotides. RefSeq names its product F-box protein At1g47056-like. Gene Ontology annotation, molecular function: protein binding. Gene Ontology annotation, biological process: SCF-dependent proteasomal ubiquitin-dependent protein catabolic process. The transcript has a single exon. Bases 35 to 1630 code for a protein of 531 amino acids. NCBI's taxonomy places the organism in Eukaryota, Viridiplantae, Streptophyta, Magnoliopsida, Asterales, Asteraceae. The record is from RefSeq and is a predicted model, not a curated record. Gene Ontology annotation, cellular component: SCF ubiquitin ligase complex.